Archocentrus centrarchus (flier cichlid) is the source of this 2448-nucleotide messenger RNA. RefSeq names its product melanophilin-like. Gene Ontology annotation, cellular component: cortical actin cytoskeleton. NCBI's taxonomy places the organism in Eukaryota, Metazoa, Chordata, Actinopteri, Cichliformes, Cichlidae. The coding region runs from base 34 to 1815 and encodes 593 amino acids. Gene Ontology annotation, biological process: intracellular protein transport. Gene Ontology annotation, molecular function: myosin binding; small GTPase binding; actin binding. The record is from RefSeq and is a predicted model, not a curated record. The transcript has 16 exons.
GGUUGUCAGGAGGUGUCGUCAUGUGAUCAGCUGAUGCUCUCAGUUCAGAUUUGGUCGUCUCCUCGUCGAGCUGCAGACACACAAACUGGUGACAUGGAGCGCAAGCUGGAUCUUUCCCGUCUCACGGAUGAAGAGGCCAAACACGUUUGGGAGGUGAUUCAACGAGAUUUCAACCUCCGCAAGAAAGAAGAGGAGAGGCUCAGUGAGCUGAAGAUUAAGAUUGAGAAGGAGGACUCGAAGCGAGACCUGCUGGGUUCUCAGAGCAACCUGUCCGACUCGAUGUGUAUCCGCUGCCUGCAGCCCUUCAAGUUCCUGGUCAACAGCAAGCGCCAGUGUCUGGACUGCCACAUGUACACCUGCAAGUCCUGCAGCCGCUACAACAAGAAGGAGCACGGCUGGGUGUGCGACAACUGCCGCAUGAACAGGGUGCUGAAGAUCGGGACUCUGGGCUGGUACCACGACAACGUGAGAAACCGUUUCAAGCGCUUUGGUAGCGCCAAGGUGAUGAGGUCACUGUACAAGAGGCUGAAUGGAGAAGGUGGUCGUGAUGACGACACUCAGAGUAUGCCGGAUGUCCACAACCACGCAUAUAACGGCAAUGAGGACGAUCAAGGAGACUUCGAGGGUCAGCGCCACAAAGUGAUGAGGAAGAAUAAACGCCUGCUGUCUGUUCAUCCGAUGGACUUUGAUAACGAGGAUUAUCUGCCUCAGUCUCGCCGUCAGUCGCAGCAGCAGGACGAUCGGUAUUAUAGGAAUGAUGUGGACUAUGACUACCACAACCACCGAGGGAACCGCAGGAAGAGCCUGGACCGACACGCCAUGAGACCCGAUGAUUACGGGGAGAAUCGGGUGGUCCGGACUCGCUCUCUGUCCAAGAUCACCUCCUCGGUGGCUCGACAGCAGUAUGUCGACACAUCCGACGAGGAAGAGUACCAGAGGUACCCGCCCAUGUACCAACAGCCACCCCACCGCCGAAGGGGCAGCAGAACCUCCUCCCAGGAGAACCUGGGACAAGCCCAGCCCAUAAAUGAACUGAACAAACGAAUGUUAGCCAUCGAGAGUCUGCUGAGCCGCCUCGAGGAGAAAAUAACGCCUGGUGACGAGCAGCCAUUAAAUACACUGACUCAGAAUGAGGAGGAGAAGCUGAGAAGGAAGCUGAGCGAGCUAGCAGGAAACCUGAGUGAUAAGGGCCCAUCGUCAGAUGAUGAGGCCGGGAAGAAGUCCUCCUCUGUGGGUAAAGGUUUGGCCGGACUCAGGGGCGGCCCAGCAAUCGCUCUGAACUCUCUGAAGGACAAAGAACUGAGCUCAUCCAGUGAUGAGAUGCCCACUGAGGCUCAGAAGAGAUCGACCGCCGCCGCCCUCUGUGACCUCACCACUGAGGUCCUGAGAACCAUUAAUGCCACAGAAAACGCUAUGGUCGAGUACGGCCUCUCAGAGCCGAUCGACAGGUCCCACUUAGUUGGCACUGACGUAAAGCAGGCCGAUGAUGCGUUCAGGGAACUUGAGGAAAAUGUGUACAUCACGGCCGGUCAGUCCUAUGAGCUGGAGUCGAAGCUACGGCGGCUCGAGCAGAGCGCCAAGAAUCAUUUUGGAGGGACGACGGACUCGGAGCUGUCGGAGCUCGAGGACGUGGUGGCGCUGACUGCCGCCAGAGUCCAGAGCGCUGAGAGUGAGGUUUCUGAUAUUGAGAGUAAAAUCGCUGCUCUGAGUGCUGCUGGAUCCAGGAAGAAGGUUUCUGGAUCUCAGAGGAAAAAGCCCACUCAGGAUUUUCCCAAAGCUAACGGCGCUCAGUGGAAAUCCAGCAACAUGUUCUGAAGCUGAAGCUCACCUUCAGCAGCUGCUGCUCGCUCCUCUUCCUCAUGAAGCCUUCCUCAGUGCAAACGCUCACAACUUAAAAACCAGAGAAUCAAACCCAGAUCCAGAGAUGAUCUAUACGCAGUCUGACUCAGAAACAUUUCACCUCUUAAAGCUUUAACAUUUAAAUGAAAGGAGGCGGAGUCUGUUUCUCUGCUUUGGUGUUAGAGGUUUGAGAUUCACACACAGCAGAGCCAAACCACACAGUGUUUCUGUGAGAGCUGCAGAGGAUCACAUGAAGUUACAUCAAAAUAUUUAAACUGUGAGUCUGAAAUGUUUCUUUGCCACUGACAGAUUAUAAAAAUACAACUUUUAAAAUGUCUCAAUAUUUCUCAUAAAACCUGAUAAAUUUACAAAAGUUUGAUUCCUAAAGUUGAUUUUGUCUGAUUGGCUCAGAUUUAAUUGUGGCACCUCUGAGCUUUGAUCAGCGGUUUGUUGAUAUAAAUAAUCAUGUUCUUACUGGAUCAAUGUAUUGAUAGCUGAUAGUCUGGAUGAACAUUAUUGGUCAUCAGUAUUAAUCCUGUAGUUUCUUUGAUUUAUUGAUUAUAUUGGUCUGCAUUCAGCUUUCUGAUCAAUAAAAUAUCAAAUUCUGCA